AGAGAGUUGAGAUAGAAUGCCGAAUAGUAUUUCAAGUUUCCAUCCACCGAUGGCAAUUGGUGGUAACAAAAGCAUCAACAGUCUAAAGGAAGAAAACCCAUAAUCUAAUUCUACUAGAGGAAGAAAUAAAGAGAGUAAGAAAUGAGAAGAGGAAGGAGGGAUGGAAGGUGAAGAGGAAGGAUGGAUAAUGCUGAGCAAGAGAUUUUCAGACAAAGGAGGCGGAGGAGGAGAGGAGUUGGGGAGGUUGAUUACAAGAAUAAGUCAGGCACGGCGUGGAGCCACUCAUAACUGAAUCAUAAGCCAUGGCACCUUCUCUCUUACCCCAAUCAGUGUCGCAAGUGGAUCGCAGAGCAGAUCCAGGCGCAGCGUCAGCGUCGUACCGAGGAGGUCUCCCACGAGGCACGUACUGCACUACCCCGACCCCCACUACCAACCUUUUGAUUUAUGCCCAAGAGCAGGAAUUCUUUCUGCAGGCCACUCUCGUCUCCAAGAAAGACAAGGAAAAGAUUGAGAUUAUGAAAGCUGUUAGCUUUAUGUAUGUUCGGCUGCCUGGUUACAAUGCCGAAAGUGCCAAAGCUGCAGAGAUUGCUGAUGAGAGUGCAAAAGAGCACCCACAAACACAAACACAAACUCUAACAGAUGCUACUGCUACUUCCACUUCAAGCCAACGCCCACCCGAGUCUAUGCCUCCAAGCGCUGAACAUGCCAAGAAAUCACGGCCCAAAAAUGUGUUUGGUUGUCCUUUACCAACCGAACAAGAAUUUGAAGUUUUGAAAAUUGCUCCAAGGCUCUUGCAGGCGAGGACUUUGAGCUAUUGGAGCAGAACGCAUCUUUGUGCCAUUUGAGACUUGUCACGACUUCGUGCCAUUUGAUAUUUGAUACGGAUUCGUGCCAUUUGGGAUUCGAUACGGCUUCGUACCAUUUGAGAUUUGAUAGAGCUUCAUGCCAUUUUAAUUUUGAUACAGCUUCGUGUCAUUGGAUAUUUGAUACGGCUUCGUGUCAUUGGAUAUUUGAUACGGCUUCGUGCCAUUUGGGAUU
Messenger RNA from Malus domestica (apple), 1038 nucleotides. RefSeq lists its product as uncharacterized. Gene Ontology annotation, molecular function: transcription corepressor activity. Lineage: Eukaryota; Viridiplantae; Streptophyta; Magnoliopsida; Rosales; Rosaceae. Gene Ontology annotation, biological process: negative regulation of DNA-templated transcription. Gene Ontology annotation, cellular component: nucleus. The record is from RefSeq and is a predicted model, not a curated record.